ACACCAUCGGUCUCAUCCAUCCAGUCAGGGAUAGUGACGAUGCUAAAUAACGCCAUACAAUAGGCUACUAUAUGAUUUGAGCCGUGAUGAAGUUCAGUGAGACACUCCUCCUUCUCAGCCUGUCUCUACUAAGCUGUGGCUCUUGCAGGGAUCCAGAAUGUUCUAGCGUGAGCUUGUGGGGGAAGAUGGCUGACUUCACAGGGGAGUGCAGUUACUGGCAGCUGAGUCCGGACCUCUCCAUCCCUGCCCUGGAGGAGCUCAGCGUGUGUGUCCACCUCCAACGGCACAUCAGCACACCGGCCUGGACAGCCUUCAUGUACCGCCACCCUGACGGGCUACAGGCUGAGCUGGGCCUGGCGGGUCAGGAGGGCCUGGUCCACACCUGGCUGUUUGGGAUGAGGUGGUCAGCCCCCCUCCACCUCCCCCUGGGCCACUGGCACUACGUCUGUAUAACCUGGUCUGGGGCUUCUCACCAGCCAGCCCUCUACGUCAAUGGGACCAGUGUGGAUGUUACAGCCCAUGCUAACGAAUCCCCCCUGUCCCCGUCCUGCUGCAGGCUGGCCCCGCACGGCACGCUCACCCUGGGUGUCUCCCACUACUUCAUCCAAGGGGAGAUGCAUGUGGAAAACGGUACCAGCCUCAAUGGGAGUGUUUCUCUGUUCCGCGUGUGGGGGCAGGCACGCACCCCUGAACAGGUGUCGGACCUGAGCUGCACAGAGGGGGAUGAGGUGCGCUGGGAUGCUGUUGACUGGCUUACCCAGAGCUGCCCUCCAGUCCCAGACUCCCAUCUACAGUGUGCCUGGUCUUUGUACGAACUUAAAGUCAAGAUCGCCAUCAUCUGCUACGAUGGAAACAGUACAGACGUAUACAAAGCCAGAGACCUUGCACAGAAAUGGCUCAGACACAUAUUACCAUCCAACAAAUAUCAUUUGUACAGAGUCUCUGUGUCAACCAGUGUCGGUGAGACAUAUGAGGACGGGGCUCAUGACACACCAAUAUUGCGGGCUGAAUUUGAUGCAAACCGGUAAGAAAGACAUUAUUCUGGGGGCGUUCAUAAGUUUUGAG
Messenger RNA from Oncorhynchus gorbuscha (pink salmon), 1065 nucleotides. Its product is annotated as adhesion G-protein coupled receptor G4-like. The record is from RefSeq and is a predicted model, not a curated record. Bases 87 to 1028 code for a protein of 313 amino acids. Lineage: Eukaryota; Metazoa; Chordata; Actinopteri; Salmoniformes; Salmonidae. The transcript has 7 exons.